UUAUAUCAGUACACUCGUAGCAAUUUAAACAUUACUAACUUCUAAUCCAAUCAAAUAAACCUCAUGUAGAAAAUAAGCCAUUAUUUUGUUGUUGAUGGCGAAUUCGACACUCCACACAAAAACUCCUUGCUUGGUGGGCGAAACAACGCUACCUGCUGGAGGGAGACUUUUUUUUUUGGGCGGAGUUGGGCCUCUUCCUCUUUGGUUCGUGUCCACCCACCAAACAGUAUCGUUUCCGGAAUGUUCAUGGCUGCGGAAGGUUCAGAAAUCCUGAAUUUGAUAGCUAACCAUUCACUGGAAACAAUAACAAUCAACUUUGACAAGUGGUUUCGUCAUGCGGAUCUGGUCAGUUUUAUUUACGCUUGAUGCUUCCCGUGUGGACUUUUUUUCCAAUCUAGCUAGCCAGCAACUAACAAGUCAACAGACUCUCUCUCAACAGACUAUCUUCCAGCUGAUCAAAACAAGGUCAAUUGACGAUGCGUUCCACGCAAUUUGGAUGUUGUUAGAAGACCCCGCCCUCUCUCGGCAGCCUCAGCAAGACGUGGAGAAAGUGCGUUUUCUAUAUUUCACAACGAGUCCACUUGAAGCCAGAACCAUUGGUGAUGGCCUGGGAGAUGGACAGCUCACACGGACCAGGGUCACCCCAAAGAGUUCUGCCCAAAACGGAACAUUCCGAGGUCGAACUGGUCUCCAGAGGUCAGGAAUCCCUCCCUACCUCAUGUGUCAAACAGGAGCGUACAGAAUUAUUUGUUACGAACCCUGUGCCUCCGAGGCCAACGCACAUCAAAGAGGAGGAGUAUGAGACCACAGUCACGCCCCUUUUAUUACUUACCAAAGAGGAGAGUGAAGACAAGGAGAUUCCUGACUCUAAACCAAUGACACUUGAGCUUCACGACCCAGCCAGCCAAUCAUGUACAGCCCGAGAGGAGGAGAAGGCCGAGCUGAAGAAGUCCGGAGGAGUGUUCCAUCCAAAGAAUUCCUGUCUCCCUAAGCUUCAGGCCCCCUCUCAGCCCUCGGCAGCUGCAGGCUCCAGUCCUGUGAGUAGGGAGGAAGAUGAGACGGAACCAGAGGUACAGGAGGACCAGGGCCCUGGAGACUGGCUAGCCCCCGUGGAGGACGACGAGGCCCUGGGUGAGUCCCAGCGUCGAGGGGGCUUUGAGUCCGCCAGCCGCUCCCUUUCUUCCAUCCUGGGCUCCGACUCAGAGUCAGACGACAAGGAGAGUGAAGAGGACCCCACCUGGGCCCCUGCCGACCCCCAGACCCUCCAGGACGACCCAGAUGCUGACAUCCCCGCUCUCCGAGAGGCGUCCCCACUGUGGCACAGGAAAAUAACAUCAUCGUCACGAAGUCGAGGCAAAAGAGUUCGAGAGGGAGGUAGAGGUGGUGUCUCCUUGUUUCCAGAACCCAAAAAGAAGCCCAAAAACUUUUCCUGCCAGGAGUGCGGGAAGACCUUCAUAUCCCGCCGUGACCGUGAGAGGCACAUUCGCACUCAUAGCGGGGAGAAGCCGUUUCCCUGCCCCAGAUGCGACAAACGCUUCAACGACAGUGGGAACAUGCGUAAACACAUGCUGAUCCACUCGGGGGAAAGGCCCCACCUCUGUCCAGACUGCGGCAGGGGGUUCUCAGAGAGGGGGAAUCUCAGCAGGCACAGGGCCCACAUCCACGGCAGUAUGCCCAAGUCCGAAUGUGAAGACUGUGGGAAGACCUACAUAGAGAAAGGAGGUCUGGACCGCCACAUCAGAUCUGGAGCCUGCUCUGCAACAAGAAAAACAUGACAUUUAUAAAUGAAAAUGGUUCCUACAAUUACAGUCCCGUUUCAGCAAGUACUGCCUCCAGCGAUCAAACUAUCAAAUAUGGAUGGCGACUUAACGGCCGGUGACUAGAGAGCUCGCUGGGAGAGUUCGGUGAUUCCUUACUGAAGGUAUUUUUCGCAGGAUUAGGGGGUGGGAAGUUUCAUGAUUCGAGAGAAAAUAAUGACAUGAAAAACAGUGCGUAUGAACUGAGAAGCUGUGUAGAAAAAUCAAUAUAAUAGAGGAAGAGAUGAUCUACUCUAUAUUUGUAUUUUGCUUCCCAUCAAUACCUAAAAAAUA
Messenger RNA from Oncorhynchus gorbuscha (pink salmon), 2090 nucleotides. Its product is annotated as myeloid zinc finger 1-like. Gene Ontology annotation, cellular component: nucleus. The record is from RefSeq and is a predicted model, not a curated record. The transcript is spliced from 3 exons. Lineage: Eukaryota; Metazoa; Chordata; Actinopteri; Salmoniformes; Salmonidae. The coding region runs from base 603 to 1775 and encodes 390 amino acids.